Messenger RNA from Alternaria alternata, 1086 nucleotides. RefSeq lists its product as hypothetical. The transcript is spliced from 2 exons. Bases 1 to 1086 code for a protein of 361 amino acids. Lineage: Eukaryota; Fungi; Ascomycota; Dothideomycetes; Pleosporales; Pleosporaceae. The record is from RefSeq and is a predicted model, not a curated record.
AUGUCGGAUCUCAAGAUGCUGACAGUUAUUGAGCAGACGUGUUCCGAUACAGAUUGGAGGAGUUCUGCGAGUUCUGCGAGCACCUACUUUAACAAUCAGAAUCGGCUAACACCUGAGGGGCGAGAAGAUAUCCAAAAGUGGAUGCAGGUUUGUCCUCGCCUGGAAGUUGCAGAAGGAAUAUCUCCAGGUCAGGAUCAUGGUCAAAUGCUGCCAGAUAUUAACGGAAUUGCGUAUGAACCAUCACAACUCGCGGCUUCCCUGUACCCGCCACCUCAUACGAGACAGAGCAGUCCUAGUAGUUCUAGUCGUCUUAGACUGAAAACUUUCGACACCCCGUUUGAGAAGACAGACACACAGGUACUUGUGCUAUGCAGCACAAGUGCAUUGAUAGUAUGGAUGCCAAAGACAGACAAGACUUUCUACCCCGUGUACAAAAUUCCUCAGACCACGACCGCAAACGCGAUCACCGCUUCCCGAAUGAUGAAAGCUAUCGUGGUUCCACCUCAUUUUCGUUACCCUAGCAUCACCAUCUACUGUCCUCCUCGCAUGCGCUUCGUGCACAUGGCGCUGAGUAUUCUAAAUCCGCGUGCGGAUGUCCAGGAAAUGGCUCAGACACAGUUUCACAUUCGUUUCGACGACCGCCUUCUCGAUCGGACAAUUUCUUUUAGUGGCAUUACGGAGAGAAUGAGGGGUUACCACCGCGACAUUGAGAACUGUUUUUCCACUAGAGAUAGUUCUCAACAGAGGAUCUUGGAUUCUAUCGACAUGAAUUGGCUGGAACAGCGAAUAGAAGUUCUAGAUGAUCCUUCCUACCAACCGGUUUUAGAUACGCUAGAGUGGAGUACGAUCUUCCGACAAAGCAAGGACGACACACACUGUGCAGGGAUUAUCAUCAUGGCGGGCGAGGAUACAUGUUGGAAAAUGUUCAACACUGCACCAGUAGUGCCGCCCGACACCUUUCAGGAUGGGAGAGUGUACCGUCUAAGGGAGUUGGAUGGCGGAGAGCCGAUGUAUAAAUGGAAGGCUGAACACUACUGUAACGUUUCCGCCGACCUCAAAUAUAAAGAGCGCUUUGGUGGAGGAUGA